Aspergillus nidulans FGSC A4 is the source of this 582-nucleotide messenger RNA. RefSeq names its product 2-(3-amino-3-carboxypropyl)histidine synthase DPH1 (gene dph1). Gene Ontology annotation, cellular component: cytoplasm. The record is from RefSeq and is a predicted model, not a curated record. The transcript has 2 exons. Gene Ontology annotation, molecular function: 2-(3-amino-3-carboxypropyl)histidine synthase activity. Gene Ontology annotation, biological process: protein histidyl modification to diphthamide. The coding region runs from base 1 to 582 and encodes 193 amino acids. NCBI's taxonomy places the organism in Eukaryota, Fungi, Ascomycota, Eurotiomycetes, Eurotiales, Aspergillaceae.
AUGGGCGACGUCACCUAUGGCGCAUGCUGCAUAGACGACUACACGGCACGCGCUCUGGGCUGUGACCUUCUCGUCCACUACGCCCACUCCUGCCUGAUUCCCGUGGACGUAACGAAGAUCAAAACGCUAUACAUCUUCGUCGACAUUAGCAUUGACACUUCGCACCUCAUUGCGACUCUCGAGCGCAACUUUCAACCAGGCAAGACAAUCGCCACUGUUGGCACAAUUCAAUUCAAUGCAACGCUCCACGGACUGAAACCGGUUCUCGAGCGCGCUGGGUUCAACGUCGUCAUCCCGCAAAUUACACCGCUGUCAAAAGGCGAGAUAUUAGGCUGCACCUCCCCUUCCCUAUCUGCUCAGCAAAUUGACUACUUGCUGUACCUCGGUGACGGCCGCUUCCACCUCGAAUCUGCCAUGAUCCAUAACCCCUCCAUACCCGCUUACCGCUACGAUCCUUACUCUCGCACCCUCAGCCGCGAAUCCUAUGACCACACCGAAAUGCACACCCUCCGCCGCGAUGCCAUCGCCGCCGCCCGCACUGCGAAAAAAUGGGGGAAACCCACAUACGAUGGCCAUGAUUGA